Molecule: messenger RNA, 1852 nt
Organism: Alnus glutinosa
Lineage: Eukaryota; Viridiplantae; Streptophyta; Magnoliopsida; Fagales; Betulaceae
Product: serine/threonine-protein kinase AFC1
Exons: 12
Coding region: 333-1637 (434 amino acids)
Biological process (GO): protein phosphorylation
Cellular component (GO): nucleus
Molecular function (GO): protein kinase activity; ATP binding
Source: RefSeq, a predicted model, not a curated record
GAGGAGUCCUUGAGUAAAACCAGCAGGCCCCGAAACAAUCAACUCUCGGGGCCCAGCGGUCAGGUCUCAACCAUAGUUAGAAACGCACCAUCAAUCCGAGUUAGCUUCCAACGCUUCAGGUUUAGCUUCCAGAUCUGCUCCAAGAUUAGGGUUUCCAGAUUUCCAAUCGUUCUCAUUUUCUCAGAAAACAAAAACAGCAGAAAUUGGUGGUCGAUUUGUUUCAUUCUGGAUCGGGCCGUUUCGAAUAUCUCGCUUCUUGAAGAUUUUUGAUUCAUCUCUGCAAAUUCAUCGUGUCAUCGCAAAGAGCGAAAUUGGAGAAGAACAAGGGAAAAAUGGAGACGCAGAGGAUUAUAGAAUUCCCGCACAAGAACAUGGACAAGCGACCGAGGAAACGAGCUCGCUUAACUUGGGAUAUACCCCCUCCUCUUCCUCCUCCCAAGGUGGUUACACCUAUCUUUUGUGGGCAGGAGUUUGGGAACGCAGCAAUGGCCAAUUGUGGAUAUAUUUCAUCUGUGUUUUACAGCGGAGUGCCUCGCAAUGCCUCCCCGCCUUGGAGAUCAGAUGACAAAGAUGGCCAUUAUGUCUUUGCCAUCGGAGAAAAUUUAACUCCUCGCUACAGGAUUCUUGGCAAAAUGGGCGAAGGGACUUUUGGGCAAGUCUUAGAAUGUUUUGACAAUGAAAAGAAAGAAGUCGUGGCAAUCAAAGUCGUUCGCUCCAUUCACAAAUAUCGAGAAGCUGCAAUGAUUGAAAUCGAUGUCCUUCAGAGGCUUGCCAGGCAUGAUGUUGGUGGCACCCGUUGUGUGCAAAUACGGAAUUGGUUUGACUAUCGUAAUCAUAUUUGUAUUGUAUUUGAGAAGCUUGGACCAAGCUUAUACGAUUUUCUUCGCAAAAACAGCUACCGUUCAUUUCCCAUUGAUCUUGUUCGGGAGGUUGGCAGACAACUUUUGGAGUCUGUAGCAUUUAUGCAUGAUUUGCACCUUAUUCACACUGAUUUGAAGCCAGAAAACAUUCUUCUUGUCUCCUCCGAGUAUGUCAAAGUGCCGGAUUAUAAGUUUUUAUCACGGUCGACAAAAGAAGGUUCCUAUUUCAAGAAUCUGCCUAAGUCGAGCGCCAUUAAACUCAUUGAUUUUGGAAGUACAACAUUUGAACAUCAGGAUCACAGCUAUGUGGUGUCAACUCGUCAUUAUCGUGCACCAGAAGUUAUAUUGGGUCUUGGAUGGAACUAUCCUUGUGAUUUAUGGAGUGCGGGUUGCAUACUUGUUGAGCUAUGCUCUGGAGAGGCCCUUUUCCAAACACAUGAAAACUUGGAGCAUCUUGCCAUGAUGGAGAGGGUUUUGGGGCCAAUACCCCAGCAUAUGGUGCUUCGAGCUGACCGCCGUGCUGAGAAAUAUUUCAGGAGGGGUGCAAGGUUAGAUUGGCCUGAUGGUGCAACAUCGAGGGAAAGCAUGAAAGCAGUUUGCAAAUUGCCCCGUCUGCCGAACCUAAUAAUGCAGCAUGUUGAUCACUCUGCUGGCGAUUUGAUUGAUCUCUUGCAAGGGCUCCUCCGUUAUGACCCAGCAGAGCGACUCAAGGCAAGGGAAGCACUUAGACAUCCCUUCUUUGUGAGAGAUCCAAGAAGGUGUAGCUACCCCUUGUAAUUGGAAGUUCUCAUCCAUGUUAAAGUUUGAGCAUGAGCAAUGGAUGAGUUGAUUGUACAAUGAUUGUACAAUCCUUCCUUACUGUAUAGUUCAAGUCUAUUCUCUUUCCAUUUUAUGUCCAUUUGUUUGUUUUACUGCUUUCUUUAUAUGGUGAUCCCAAAUGAACUGGAUCCAAGUGAUUUCCCUCGAAUGUCCCACCACAAGUUUCUGCUUUA